AUGAGGAUUCCGUCGAAUAUCACCUGGUUCGACGAGAAUGACUACAUUGGUCUAGAACUUCUUUUUCCUGCGGGGUCCACCUGGAAGCUCGAGAGAAAGUUCAAAGAGAGUGAAGACCUGUACAGCCAGCAAGAGUAUGAUGAUUAUGAGCUCAUAUUACAGUCUCGAGCCGCAUUUAUCUGUUCCAAGAUUGCAGGAAAUGGUCCAUCAACAGCAGUGAUAAAAGUCCACAUGCAAGCACCUUGGUGGGGAACUGCCGGCAACACACCAUCAAUCAGGGCUGAACAGGCCAUUUCAGAAACUCCCUUCAGAGACAAAAGCAAGAUUGAAGCAUUAUCCAUCCUGACCGAAGCAGGAUGCACCAGCACGCUGUUCCUGAUCGACUCAAUACAGCAAGAACAGACCAAUGAUAAGGGCUUUAUAUACUUUAUUGUAAUGGAGAUGCUGCCAGGUGUGAGCAUGUCUUUAAUUUUUCACCUCAUUGACCAGGAAGAGCGCAACGUUCUGAGGGAGGCUUUUAAGAAAUCCUGGCAGUAA
Molecule: messenger RNA, 537 nt
Organism: Aspergillus sclerotioniger CBS 115572
Lineage: Eukaryota; Fungi; Ascomycota; Eurotiomycetes; Eurotiales; Aspergillaceae
Exons: 3
Coding region: 1-537 (178 amino acids)
Source: RefSeq, a predicted model, not a curated record